UGGUACUUGCUGGUACCGUGCUGCGAGCUGAGUGUGCUGAGUUUGGACAGUGUGCGGAGUCGACCUGGUACGAGCGGAUGGGAGGGCGAUGGCUUUGCACCCACCUAAUGUUAUCCAUCGUGCGACCGAACCCUGCUUUUCCUGCACGGCCGCCAAGACAAAAGCAAUCUUCGGAAAUGUCAGCCUCAUGGCGCGAGAACAAUACAAAGAAUUGCGUCGAGGACCCGAGUGCGACGGGUCAGUACGUCGAUCCUCACAGGGAUGCCGCCUUUGAGCUAGCCGGGCCGCAUUGUACCUACGCAUCGAGGAUCGGUGCCGAGCAGGCGCGCUGCGCACUGCGGCGCGAGCGGAUCGUCUUCCUAGGUGACAGCACGAUGCGCCAACUGUUUGCGGCCGUCGCGUGCAAACUCGACGGAUCGAAACGACCGCGUGUGAGGCAACCUGGGAAUUUACCGAAAAGGAGCGACGACGGCCGCUGGCCUUUGAAAUGGGUGGUAUAUAAGAAUAUGGUCGGAUCAAAUCAAUGCGAGCUCGAGGUCGUCGAGCCCAAGGGUACAGAGAAGCGACGCAAGGAGGUGCUACAGUUUACAUGGGACGUGCCUGGCGGCGACGACAUUCGCGCGUCGUUUCACUGGGCCGAACACGCCGACGACAUCGAACGCAUCGCCGCCAUGGGCGCCGCCGCUGUGCCCAAGGGCGACGCAAACGCAACGAUCGUGAUUGCGAAUGUCGGCCUCUACUACCCCGCUCGUGGUACUGAACUCUGCUCGAACAUCACAACAAGCAUCGAACGUGCGAUGAACGUCCUGUUGAACACGACGACGUUGGGGCGCGCGCGCGUGUUCUGGAUCGAAACUCAGACGCUACCGGAUCAAAACAGCCGCAAAUUCCUCACGGAGCACGUUGCCUGCUCGCCGUCGGACCGUCGGGAACAGACGAACGCCAUGCGUCCAAUCCGCGACGGCCGCGUGACGCUCGUCCGCACCCACGAUGUUCUUGCCAAGAACUGGCGGUUUAGCUCGGCCACGGAUCUUCAUCAGCAGUAUGCGAACGAAUACCGCGCUGACGUCUUAUUUAACCACAUUGGACCGCUGUCCUGCUUGAGGCCGCGUCAAGGGCGAAGCCUGUCGCACACCCCGGUGCCGGCGGAAUCACCUCACAGACUGACAAGCAUCGAGCCAAACAAAGGUCUCUUUGUCGGUAACGCGUCGCAAGGUUUAAAUUUGAGCAGCACGUCGGCCCUCGUCCGCAGGGCCUGGUGCAGGUCGCUGUCUCAAUGGUGCGCUGCGCCCGGCCAAUGGAGGUACGGCGAGCUGGGAGGCCGCUACAGUAUGCAUACACUGGACGUGUGGUGCAAAGGUCGGUCGGUCCAUCCGGCGCUCAGCUGCGGUGCGACCGAACGGUUCGAGUCAAAGCGAGAAGUCACUACGCACCCGCACGUUGCGCAAGCUCCCGGUUCCUUCGAAAGAAAAGAGAUGCUAUUUGUUCACAUUCCCAAGACCGGCGGAACGACAAUUGAGGCGGUUUUGAAGAUCCCGAAGAACCACGCGCUCGCCUUUGACCGCUUCCAGGAGCUGGAGAGGCCAACGACAUUCACGGUUGCGGUUGUUCGGAACCCGUGGGACCGCGCACUCUCAUGGUACCGCUUUUGCGUCGCAGGAGCAGGACCACCCCCACAUCCAGUCGCUCACUGCACAUUUGCUCGCAAGCUCAAUUUGGGCUUGCGAAAGAGCCCUGGGAAAAAAAGUGCGGCAGAAGCGAAUGCGCUGGUGGCAGAUGUGGUUGCGGCGUGGCUGAAGACAGUACUCACAGAAAGGCGCUACGCAAACCUCUGGGUCUCGACUCCUAUGAGCGUCUAUGUGACACAUCCCCUCACUGGCGAGUUUCUAGUUGAUGCCUUGUCCCCCCAUGUCUGCGUUACAGAAUCUGCUCUCGCCCACAGAGAAUACUUUAUCCGCAUCGCAGGCUCCGCCUUGAGCACAUCGCCGACGACCUCGAGGAGCUAUGCGCUAUCGUGGGCUGUGAUAGUCGCCAGAUACGCACCACUCACGCAAACCCCUCGAAGAACAAGACGAGCUCGAUUUUGAAAAUACAAAGCAGCUGGUUCAAGAGUGGCUCCGGUGCGCCCGCAUUUCUCAGUCGGCCCUACCAGGAGGUCCUCACGCGGGAAGCCCGGGCAACUAUUGACGACGUGUGGGGCGUCGACGCUGUCGUCUUUAAUUAUACCUUUGACUGACUCCGGCUUCUAACUCCGGCUGACUCGGAAUACUAGGUUGCAAAUUACUAGUCUAAAGGCUUGGUGUAUGUCCUUUUCCUUUAGGUUAUU
Messenger RNA from Pelagomonas calceolata, 2326 nucleotides. The record is from the annotation of a GenBank genome assembly. Lineage: Eukaryota; Pelagophyceae; Pelagomonadales; Pelagomonadaceae.